Molecule: messenger RNA, 1415 nt
Organism: Drosophila suzukii
Lineage: Eukaryota; Metazoa; Arthropoda; Insecta; Diptera; Drosophilidae
Gene: FeCH
Product: ferrochelatase, mitochondrial
Biological process (GO): heme biosynthetic process
Cellular component (GO): mitochondrion
Molecular function (GO): protoporphyrin ferrochelatase activity
Source: RefSeq, a predicted model, not a curated record
UUGUCGAGAUGCGGUAUCACUACCACCGGUUCGAUAGUCCGAUAAGUUGGGACAAAAAACACCUCCUGUAAUAGCGGUUAUUUGGGUCAACUUAAACAAUGUUUUUGCAUAACACGAAGCUCUGCAGACUCGCAGGCAGCCUAGCGGGCGGCGUUCGCCACCUAAGCGGCCAGAAGCCAAAGACCGCAAUCCUAAUGCUCAACAUGGGCGGACCGACGCACACGGACCAGGUGCACGACUACCUGCUCCGCAUCAUGACCGACCGGGACAUGAUCCAGCUGCCGGUGCAGAGCCGCCUGGGUCCGUGGAUUGCCCAGCGCAGGACGCCAGAGGUGCAGAAGAAGUACAAGGAGAUCGGCGGGGGCUCCCCGAUCCUGAAGUGGACCGAGCUGCAGGGCCAGCUCAUGUGCGAGCAGCUGGACAGGAUUUCCCCGGAGACGGGUCCCCACAAGCACUACGUGGGCUUCCGCUACGUCAAUCCGCUCACAGAGAACACGCUGGCCGAGAUCGAAAACGACAAACCAGAGCGCAUUGUCCUCUUCUCGCAGUAUCCACAGUACAGCUGCGCAACCUCCGGAUCCAGCUUCAACUCCAUAUUCACUCACUACCGCAGCAAUAACCUGCCCUCGGACGUCAAGUGGAGCAUCAUCGACCGGUGGGGCACCCAUCCUCUCCUUAUCAAGACUUUUGCCCAGCGAAUUCGCGAUGAACUGGCCAAGUUCGUGGAGACAAAGCGUAACGAUGUGGUCAUCCUCUUUACCGCCCACUCCCUCCCUCUGAAGGCUGUGAGCCGGGGCGAUGCGUAUCCCUCGGAGAUCGGGGCUAGCGUGCACAUGGUGAUGCAGGAACUGGGCCAGACGAAUCCCUACAGUCUGGCCUGGCAAUCCAAGGUGGGCCCGCUGCCCUGGCUGGCCCCUGCAACCGACGAUGCCAUCAAGGGCUAUGUCAAGCAAGGCCUCAAGAACUUCAUCCUGGUACCCAUUGCCUUUGUGAACGAGCAUAUCGAGACGCUGCACGAGCUGGACAUCGAGUACUGCGACGAACUGGCCAAGGAGGUGGGCGUGGAAGAGAUCAGGCGGGCGGCGGCCCCCAACGACCACCCGCUGUUCAUCGACGCCCUGAGCAACAUUGUGGCAGACCACCUGAAGUCACAGCAGUCGGUCAAUCCCAAAUUCCUCAUGCGCUGCCCCAUGUGCUCCAAUCCAAAGUGCAGGGAGAGCAAAAGCUGGUACCGACAGCUCUGCUCAAACUAGGCAACCGAGGCGAUUCGCGGGAUUGGGAUGCGCUGCGUGACAGGCAUUCCAAGUGCUCCAGCUGGGGCGAACAUUUGUGCAUUCAUUUGGGUUUCUGGGGGAUUGGUUUUCACAUAUUUCAUUACUGGCGCUUUAAUAAAAGACACUGUUGAACAGUAAAAA